Messenger RNA from Achroia grisella, 1228 nucleotides. RefSeq names its product lachesin-like. The transcript is spliced from 8 exons. The coding region runs from base 107 to 1228 and encodes 373 amino acids. Gene Ontology annotation, cellular component: neuron projection. Lineage: Eukaryota; Metazoa; Arthropoda; Insecta; Lepidoptera; Pyralidae. The record is from RefSeq and is a predicted model, not a curated record.
GCCGCGGCGGCUACGCGACGUAGCACGUAGACUCGGCCGAGCUACGAAGUUCUCGGCGUAAUAUGCCGCGUCUGUGAAGUUUCGGUGACGUUGCGAUGUGACUUGAAUGAUGUCGUUGGGAAAACUUUUGUUCUAUGUACACUUCGGACUUGUCUUCCAUGUUGUGAUUUGUUUUAAGGACACUGUGGAAGUUCCACGUUUUGAAGAUAGCCUGAACAACUUAACAGUCUCAUUGGGGAGGGAAGCAGUCUUCACUUGCGUCGUCAAUGACCUCGGCUCUUACAGGGUGGCGUGGCUACGUGUGGACACGCAGACUAUCCUGACAAUUGCAACCCACGUGAUAACGAAGAAUCACCGCAUUGCUGUGAAUCACAGUGACAGACGUGUGUGGUUUCUACACAUACACGAUGUCAGGCAGUCGGAUCGUGGCUGGUACAUGUGCCAGCUGAACACUGACCCCAUGAAGAGUCAGACAGCAUAUUUAGAUGUCGUAGUGCCACCAGACAUUCUGGACUACCCGACGAGUAGUGACCAGGUGGCUCGUGAAGGUGCCAAUGUAACGUUGCGGUGUGCCGCGCAUGGUGUUCCCACGCCUUCUGUGGUGUGGCGCAAGGAGUUUGGGGAUAUACUCCCUACCACCAAUUUUAGCGAUACUCAUAAUUCAUCAGUAAAUGGAGCUGUAUUACACUUAGUGAAGGUGUCUCGAUUACACAUGGGGCCAUAUCUCUGCAUAGCCAGCAAUGGAGUACCACCUUCGGUCAGCAAACGAGUUAUGCUUGUCGUGCAUUUUCCCCCAAUAAUGACUAUACAGAACCAACUUGUUGGGGCGAAAGAGGGCGACACCGUGCAUCUCGAUUGUCAUUCUGAAGCUUUUCCUAGAUCUAUUAAUUAUUGGACGAUAAAUGAUCAAAUCAUAUCACAGUCGGACAAAAGGUUCGAGAUAGCAGCUAUUGAAAGGGGUUACGAAGUAGACAUGAAGCUAAAAAUAAAGAAAGUUGGCCGAACAACUUUCGGCACCUACAGCUGUAUAUCGAAAAAUUCUCUCGGUGACACCGAUGGUACCAUCAAAUUGUAUUCAUUGUCGGGAAAAUUCGAGGAGAUGCAAUACAACGAGAUUGACUCGGAUGAAACCCCUGACGUGAGUGAACUAGAGGCGCUAAAACGCAGCGCAGCAUUCCGUACGAGUUUGUCACUCGCACUCAUAGUGGUGCCUAUUGCCACAUUAUAA